AGCAAACCCCCUCUUGUCCUACAUUUCCCUUUUAACACGAUGGGCAAGAGUCUAGCCGAAAAAGAAGAACAAGAGGCUAGGGAGUCUAUGCUUCGAUUAGCAAUAGAAAAGGAUGAUGUUGCUAAGCUACAUAAGUUACUUGUGGAGGAGCGAGCGCUCUUAGAUCAUGUAUCUAAGCAUCCCUUCCCAGAUACUCCUCUACAUUUUGCCGCCGAAGCCGGCAAAACCCAAGUGGCCAUGGAGAUAGCCAUCUUGAGGCCAUCGUUUGCUCGGGAGCUAAAUCCGGAAGGGUAUAGCCCCAUGCACUUGGCUUUGCAACGAGAGCAAUAUCACACCGUAAGGGCACUGAUGACCCUUGAUCCAGAGUUGGUCCGAGUUCGAGGACAAUGCGGGUUCACCCCUUUGCAUUACGUCGCCCGGAAGGAAGGAGACAAUGAGCUGGAGCUCCUAGCUGAAUUCCUAUGUGCUUGCAAAUCAUCCAUCGAAGACUUGACAAGCAAAUGCGAGACUGCGGUUCAUGUUGCCGUCAAUAGCCACAACCUCAAAGCAUUCAAGGUUUUGUUUAGAUGGCUUAAGCGAGUCCAUCUAACAGAAAUCUUGGAUUGGAAAGACCAAGAUGGUAACACCGUCUAUAAUAUUGCUUCAACCAAAGAGCCGCAACCUGAGAUCGUUGACCUGUUGAUUGGGAAUUUCAAAGUACCUCUGAAAAUCUACCAGUUGAUUGAAAAAAAGUUAUUCCGGGGAGCACCUGCGUCAAGACCUCCUACUGGCAACUUCCCUCUAUCACAGUUUUUAAGCAUGGAACCAACCGUCUUUGAGAAGUUCAAAAUUUGGUUUGUCCUCCGAGAUGAGUCUGCUCGGAACAUAAUCCUUGUACUAGCUACCUUAAUUAUGACUAUCACUUACCAGGCCGCGCUGAGUCCUCCUGGAGGAUACUGGCAGGAUAACUCUUCCAAUUCCACUGUCGUUACCAAUUCCAGCGGCAUUGCUGUUGAAAAACCACAUAAAGCCGGAGACAUUAUCCUGAACGGUUCGAAACUAUAUGAGUUCACGGCCCUCAACAGUACGGCGUUUUUGGUCUCCAUCAUCACAAUCUGGAUCACCGCUAUUCCCCUAUUGCCCCACACUCUCCCGGUUUACUUGCUAAUGCUGAUUCUCAGUGAUGUCUACUGUGCUACCGCUACAAUCGCAUUCCCGAAAUCCGAUGUAGUCGCAGGACGUCUCAUAAUGACAUUGUACAUGAGCAUGCUGGGUGUCGUGUUGGUGGUCCCCGUGAUCUUGUGGUUGAACUUUUACAAAUACAAAAUCCGACUCCAAAGCGAUGCCACAGGGAGACGCGUCGGCGACUUGCUAGAAUUGAAGGAUCGGAAAUAGUUUUUUUUUUUUUUUGAUAUCCAGGAACUCCGUCAGCCGGUAGCCGUUGGGUAAACUUUGGAGUGACGCUAGCGGAGGACCCACCAUCCCGGCGUCACUUUUAAGACGCCGAUGCUUCCACUGGGGUUCGACCUUCUCACCUUCCCCCAAGGGAGUUCUUAUCCAGCAGAGAAAUAGUUUGCAAGUAUUAUAUACUCUUUAAGUAUUCUUCUCGCGUAUGCAUAUCAUGUAUGUCUCUAGUCUUGAGGUUUGCAAGAACAAGACUCUCCUUAUUAGUUGCAUGUAAUAAAUUCAUCUAUUAAU
This is a messenger RNA of Eucalyptus grandis, 1677 nucleotides long. Its product is annotated as ankyrin repeat-containing protein BDA1. Lineage: Eukaryota; Viridiplantae; Streptophyta; Magnoliopsida; Myrtales; Myrtaceae. Gene Ontology annotation, molecular function: protein binding. The transcript has 2 exons. The coding region runs from base 40 to 1374 and encodes 444 amino acids. The record is from RefSeq and is a predicted model, not a curated record.